Neolamprologus brichardi is the source of this 3124-nucleotide messenger RNA. RefSeq names its product interferon gamma receptor 1-like (gene ifngr1l). NCBI's taxonomy places the organism in Eukaryota, Metazoa, Chordata, Actinopteri, Cichliformes, Cichlidae. The record is from RefSeq and is a predicted model, not a curated record. Gene Ontology annotation, biological process: cytokine-mediated signaling pathway. Gene Ontology annotation, molecular function: protein binding; cytokine receptor activity. Gene Ontology annotation, cellular component: plasma membrane.
ACGCUAAGUUGCUUCCUCUCUCACAAGAAACGACAGUCCAUGAAGGGACCACGACACAGGAGCGGCAGACAAGCGCAGUAGUCCUGGUUUUCCUCCCACUUAUUCCACAGUGAAGCUGUUGUUGGUUAAAGCGUUAGACGAGCUAUAUGUAUGAGUGUAGGCUGAACUGUGAGUGCUAAGUUGGAACACUGAAGAAGUUUUAAUCGGGCUAAUGGAUUCAUUCCACGCCGUUUUUCUGUAUUUUUCCUGGAUGACGGUGGUAGCUUCCAGCGUGCUGCCACCAGUGAACGUAACACUUCAGUGUCAAAAUUUCCAUAACGUGCUAAAGUGGAGCUACCCUGAAGACACAACUGGGCUCUUAUUCAGAUUGGACAUUGGCGCAUAUCAAAAUGCUCCCCGUACGUUGAUGACUCCAGCUCUUCAAGCCGAUCUGUCGUUCCUCUCAGACCCAAACGACAGCUAUUUCGUCACCGUAACUGCUGUGGUUAACGGUAGUGAGUCUGAACCUGCCCCGUCAGACGAUGGAAUCACUUUCACCUAUUUCCACGAAAAUGUAGUUGAAACAAAGUGUUAUUUGGAUCUUCCACCUGUUAACGUCACGGCCCAGCGAGAUAACAAGGUCCAUAUCAGCUUUGAUAAUCCCAGUUUCUUUCAUUGCCAAAAGAUGAUGGAAAAAAAUAGAAAGAAAUGUUUUAAAGACAAUGGCAGCCUGGAUUCUUUCUUUAGAGUCAAGAUCCUCAAUCAGACCCACUCAUUUAACUGUGAAGAAAGAGUGUGCGAGAACACACUGCCAGUGGAUGCAGCACAACAGGAACACUGUGUGAACAUCACUGGACAAACAUCACAAGGAAUAUUCGUUAAAUCUACACAACUCUACUGUGCCGAGCCAUUCCACGAACCAUCACAAAGCAAUUUUACCGCCGUCUACGUCGUGAGUGUUAUACUGGCUGUGGCUACAUUCGGGGUGAUCCUGUUCAUGGCAUACCAAAAACUUACCAAGCCUGAAACAACUUCUUCUUCUUUCAUCAAACGUUUGGUCCCUAAACCCUUUAUCUGGCCCACGGGUACACCCGAAUCGGUGACUGUUGACCAUGUGGAGUGUUUAAAGAGGUGUGAUGAAGUGGAGCCUUCCUCACCCUCACCUUUACUCCAACAUACAGAAGAGGAGGACAGGACCGGAAUUACCGAUUAUGACUUCCGCUUGCCCAUCGGGGUGUCGGACAAUGGAGAUAUGUCUAAUGUCCUAGAGGAGGGGCAACCAAAUGGGCAGGGUCCUGGUUACAUGCUAGGCAACACCGAUUUAGUUGAUGAGAAUCCUGGUUCUGGUUAUGAGAGUCGUGAUAGAGUGGUGGUUGAGCUGGGUCCAGAUGAAUUGGCUAAGGGCUACAGAGGCCCAGUCACAUCUGAGUAAAUGUAAGGCUACAUAUAAGUCAGUACCAGAUGUUUUGCACAGGAUCUCACAUUUUGAAAAUGUGAAAAGACUUGGUGACACGUGUAAAAGCCUGAUCAGUAUGAGUGCCCAUAUGUGCGAUUAGACUGAGGAGCUUCGUAUGCUGGAAAUCUACCAGUUUACCUGUAAGGGUUAUUUGUCUUAGUCAGGGUUAAUAGAAAAGCUGAAUGCAUUAUGUUUCUGCACAGGCUAAAUCCCAUUUAAAAGAAUUGUAAAGUAAAACGAUUAAUUUCAUCUUUUUCCUCAUGACGAGGCCUCAGUAGUGGAAGCACUUGAAAUGUUACAGGGAACUAUGGGCUUAAAAGACGUAAAGAGGAAAUUAAAAUCCUGUUUAUAUUCCUGCCUUACAUCAUAGAUCAUCAGGGUGACAGAAUAAUAUCCAUCCAAUAAUCAGACGCAUCCAAAAAUGAACAGUGGCUCCUAUACAAUAACACACACUUUAAAUAUUUCUGUAAUACAGUCAAUGUAUCUGUGGGCAUCUCAUAUACAAGCAUAUUUGGCAGUUACUGAGCCAGGUAGUCAGAAUACUGGAUUUGCUCUGGAGACUCUUGAUGAUUACUUGCACUUUCUUUUUCUAUCUGAUUCAUUUCUUUCCCUUUUAUGCUUGUGUUAUAUUAGUUAGAAAUCAGUUUGUAUAUUAUGACAUUUGUACAUUAAAUGAGGCGUGUGCUUUAGCUUCUCUUCAUGGAAGAUGUGGUUGAAGGGAAUAUAUGGGAAAUGUAUGAUUUGUUUUUUUCUUUAAAAACCACAAAAAUUCAAAUGUAAAAUGCUUUUUGUUGCACAACAAAAAAAUUUAAUAGUGCUUAACAAAUUUGUUAGACCACCUGUCAUUAAAAACUAGAAGUCACACAUUUUUAUAAGUUUGUUACACUUGUGUAAAACAAAAAAUCAUAUUAUUAUUUAUUAGGCAAAUAACAAACUGAACUCAUGUUUUUAUACCCAACUUUGGGCCAGCACAUUGGGCAUCUCUGAAAAGUGGGAAAUUAAUCAGGCAUAACAAUCAAAUACUGAAACAAAUUAAUCUGUACAGUAAUGCAAGUCAGUUACUGUAAUUCGCUGAUUUACUCAUCCACACACUGGUAGACUAAGUUUUUUAGUUACUACCAGAACAGCUGUGGAAUAAACCUUACAUUAGGUGAUCUAAUAAACAAAAGCACUUAUAACAUUUUUCUGCAUUGGUUUUUCAAUUUAACAGGAAGAAUGUGCUUUUUCUUGUCUUCUUUUUUUGUGCAACAUUUUUAUUGUCCUUAAAUUUCACAUGACAAAAGUUGGGUCUAAUUACCAGUUUAAAGGGACUGUAUGAUUGCAGUUUGUUUUUAUAUGAUGUUUUUGUUUUUUGUUUGUUUAUUUUAACUUUUGGAAAACUUGCCAAAUAAUUCAAACGUUGCACUAGAUUAUUUUUUUUAAUGUGCCUUUCUUAAACAGACAAUGGAGAAUAGUGAAAAUGGCAUGCUGUGAAGGUCCAGCUACAAUCAAACCUAGAACUCAUUACGCAGCGACAUGCUCUAUACCCAGUAAUGCUGUGCUUUUUAUCUGAUUAUCCUUUGUAAUAACAUACUUCAUAUAUAAAAAGUAAUACAAUGUGGGUAUGUCAUUUUGUCCAAUUUACUAAUGCCGUUUAAUGCACUUGUCUGGUCUCCGUUGCUCAAUUUCAAUAAAUUGUGGAACUGUGAA